UCCCCCGAAAAGAGACGACGACGCUACCAAUUACCAAGCGGCAAGUACACGAGCAGACUCGCUCUCCAGCAGAUAAAGUUCACACCUUUAUCGCAUCUCCUCAGACACCUCGGACACGACAACUCUCCCCUCCCUCGAAAGCCAUGAACCGUCGCUCGCCGGAACUGCUCCGACCAACCUGAUCCUCGUACCCUGCCGCAGAGGAGCAAACCAUGAAUCCCCUCUGCAGAUCCCUGGACUGUCUCUCCGCAAAACCUCCUCCUCCGCCGCCGCUCAACCCCCCGCUCCGCCUCCGAUCCGCCGCGUCCCUCCACUUCCCUCGCUCCUCCUCCUUCCUCGGCAGCCCCGGAAACCUCAAAUUCAAACGGACCCUCGUCCCGAAACCGCUCCGGCGAGCCCCGGUCAGCGCCUCCGCGGCUGCGGACAUCGACAUGGUGAAGGACAGGGAGGGUGUCUACGCGCCGAAGCAGAAGAAGGUGGUGGUGCUGUGGGACCUGGACAACAAGCCGCCGCGGGGCCCGCCGUACCAGGCCGCCACGGCCCUCAGGCGGGUGGCGCAGAACUUCGGCGAGGUGGUCGAGAUGUCGGCGUACGCGAACCGGCAUGCGUUCAUUCACCUGCCCCAGUGGGUCGCCGAGGAGCGCCGCGAGCGGAAGCAGCUCGACAUUCUCGAGCGCAAAGGUGUGGUGACUCCGCCCGAGCCUUACGUUUGCGGGGUGUGCGGCCGAAAGUGUAAGACGAAUAUGGACUUGAAGAGGCAUUUUAAGCAGUUGCACGAGCGAGAGAGGCAAAAGAAGUUGAAUAGGAUGAGGUCUUUGAAGGGGAAGAAGAGGCAAAAGUACAGGGAGAAGUAUGUAGCUGGGAAUCAUAAGUAUAAUGAGGCGGCGAGGGUGUUGAUCAAGCCAAAAGUCGGAUACGGUUUGGCAUCGGAGUUGAGGAGAGCUGGCGUUUUGGUUAAGACUGUGGAGGAUAAGCCACAGGCAGCGGAUUGGGCCCUGAAGAAGCAAAUGCAGCAUUCGAUGAGUAGGAGGAUUGACUGGUUGUUUUUGGUGUCUGAUGAUUCGGACUUUUCGGAGAUGUUGAGGAAGGCAAGGGAGGCGAAUUUGGGGACGGUUGUGGUCGGGGAUUGGGAUCGGGCAUUGGGAAGGCAUGCCGAUUUGUGGGUUCCUUGGAAUGGGGUAGAGAAUGGGGAGGUUACCGAGAAGGAUUUGGUGCCCAAUAGGCGGAGAGAGCGGGAGGACUCUGAUGGGGAGGACAGCUUCUUUUCGCUUUCAGUCUUUGAUGAGGACGUUGAUGGAGACAGUGACUUGGACAAUGUAGUGAAUGAGCUUGUUGCAGGAAGGUCUGCGAUUGGUAGCGUGAGGAUUUCGGCUUUUUCAGAAGGGGAGGAAGAGGAGGAAGAAGAAGAAUGGGACACAGAGGAAGUAUUCAAUGGCUUCGUGUUGGGGUAUAGUGAGGAUGAGGAAGAUGUCUACUUCUGAUACAAAAAUUACAUCUCUCAUUGUCAAAGUUUGUUUCAAAGCCAUUUGAUAAUUGAAUUGCAAUGACAUUGUGUCCAAGAGCUGAUCAUAUCAUAUGGUUACCUGGAAAGAGAUGGCCAUUUGGACGAAUUGGCAACUAAUUAGCUGGUUUGUUUCCAACAAGUUUGCGUACAAAAGUUGCCUGUCUGUAUAUUAUACACCACAUUUCUCAAAGGCUUAACUCUCUUACUGGAUCUAUCACUUGGAUUAACAACAAUACAAGGCUCAUUUUGUGUCUUCUCCAUCAACAACUAUUUCAUUCCGAGACAGGAUAAUAAAUCUGCUCUUAGGAUAAA
Messenger RNA from Syzygium oleosum, 1816 nucleotides. RefSeq lists its product as uncharacterized. The record is from RefSeq and is a predicted model, not a curated record. The transcript has a single exon. The coding region runs from base 213 to 1481 and encodes 422 amino acids. NCBI's taxonomy places the organism in Eukaryota, Viridiplantae, Streptophyta, Magnoliopsida, Myrtales, Myrtaceae.